Messenger RNA from Pristis pectinata (smalltooth sawfish), 2372 nucleotides. RefSeq names its product metalloproteinase inhibitor 3-like. NCBI's taxonomy places the organism in Eukaryota, Metazoa, Chordata, Chondrichthyes, Rhinopristiformes, Pristidae. Bases 235 to 888 code for a protein of 217 amino acids. The transcript has 5 exons. Gene Ontology annotation, molecular function: protease binding; metalloendopeptidase inhibitor activity. Gene Ontology annotation, cellular component: extracellular matrix. Gene Ontology annotation, biological process: negative regulation of endopeptidase activity; negative regulation of membrane protein ectodomain proteolysis. The record is from RefSeq and is a predicted model, not a curated record.
CAUAAAUAUGAGGGUAGACUGUGUUGAAUGUGGGAAAUCAGGCAGCUCAGGCAGAGAACCUUAGGCAAGACUAUUCUGUGGUGCUAAUGCUGAGCAGGCUUCUAUCUUCCAGUUACUCCUGCUGCAGGCAAAAGAAGUUUGCUGCGACGUUCCUUUACACGGUAAAAUCUGCACAUAGCCUACGACCUCUGCUGAGCAGAAAGACUUGAGUUUGUGCGUGUGCUGGAGGAGAACAUGAACACCCUGAUGACUGGCUUGCUAUUCUCAGUGCUACUAAUUCUGACUCUGAGGCUGCAGGAGCUCGUGGAUGGAUGUACCUGUCUUCCAGUUCAUCCACAAGUUACAUUUUGUAACUCUGAUAUAGUGAUACGAGCAUUAGUCACUCGUAAAAGGCUGAUUUCUUCCAACAAAGUGGAACCUGGCACGAUCCAGUACGCAGUAAAACAAGAAAAGAUGUACAAAGGAUUUGAAAUGAAGAAAAUGGUGGAGUAUGUUUACACAGCUUCCAGCUCUGCUGCAUGUGGUGUCGAGCUGGAAACCAAUAUCCAGUACCUCAUAACAGGCCAAUUUGGUAUUCAUGGGAUCAUUCAUAUUGGAAUCUGCAAUUGGAUUGUUCCAUGGGAUGAGCUAACUUCAUUACAAAAAUGGAACCUGAAGUGGAACAAGUAUGAAACAGGCUGCUCCUGUCAAAUUGUCAGCUGCCAUGGUCUACCCUGCUCUACUCCAACAAAGGCCCAAUGUGUUUGGACUGACCUGGUAUUUGAGAAGACCCCAGCUGGAUCACAGGCAAAGAACAGUGCCUGCACAAAGCACGACGAUGGUUCCUGUCACUGGUCUGGUGAAGGAUCAGCCAGUGUGAAUGAAAAUAUCUAUUAUGGUGAACCUUGAGUGUCCCUCUGCCUCAUAAGAGUUGUGUUCAACACCAGCUACGGGUGGUCCAUUUCUAUCAAAGACCCCCGGGUUCCACUGUUAAUGCCAACAUUUUGUCAGUUUAUUGUAUUCCUAUAUGCUAUGUGAGGCACAGCGGCUUCUCCAUCCAUUCUUACACUGAAUGUACCCCAAUGAAUGAGAAACAACACUUAUAGCCCUGCGUUAAAUUCUACUAGCAUGCUGAGUUUUGUCACCCGAGGCAAACUAAAGCAUCAACACCAGUACAAUAAUUGUGAAUGUGUAUCGACUCUGUAGUUGGCUGGUGAAGUUUUCUAUCAAAACUUAUUAUAACUCUUACUGAUGCAAGUUGAAACAUAAAGAAAAUGUGUCUUUUUAUUUCAGAAUGAUGCUACAUUUUAUGUUAGUCAGUUAUUUUAAAAAUCCAGGUUAAAUUCAAGAGUGCACUAGUGUAACCCUUGCCUCAGCAGCGGAAAGAUUACAAUUGUGUCAAAAAUUGCUAUCUGUUUUCUUUUUAAGGCUGUGCCACAUGCAGGGUAAUAUUAACAUGCAGCUGACAGCACAAAGGCCAUGUAAGAUGCCAUUAUGUGUGAUGCACCAAAACAUAUAAAGAACACAGUAAUCGAUGGCAGCAAGCAAAGGGACUGCUCCCUCCCUUGUCCCCCAAAGUGCUCCUUUUUGUUUAAUAAAAUGACUUUCUUUUCCUGAAGGAUGAAGUCCUAUUAAAAUAAAAUUACAAUUUUUAAAAAGCAGAUUAGUUCCAUGUAAAAUUAACAAAUGUUCUCAUUCAUAUUGUUUGCUCCUUUUGUCAGUGGCAGAGUACAAUCCACACUGGCGCUAAACAGAAAGUGGGGCUAUAGCCAAAUGCCAUGAACAUGAAUAUACUGUCUGUCUGUUAAAUCUUAAGUUAUCUCUGUUAUAUAUGUUUUGAAAAAAAAGUUCCAUGUUCCAUCAUUCACAUAAUGAAGUAAGACUAAUACAUGAAUCAAUUGGACCAGCAAAAUCCUGGUCAUAAGUAUUUAAAAAAAAGGCUUGGUGUAUUUAGGAAAUUUUGGGAUAAGAUACUGUAUAACAGAGAUGGAUAAUCACAGCCUGUAAGCCCGCAAGUAACAGGCUUCAUGCUCCGAUGAUCGAAUUCAAAUCCAGUCCAAAUUUCCUUUGGAACAAUUUUGAUUAGCUUAACUAAAUAGGGCAUGAAAGAUCUCUGGAAUCUUAUUUUGUUAUUAGCAUAUUUGAAUACAUUUGUAUAGCUUAUAACUAUUUUGAGAAAUCAGCAAGAAACCUUUACUCUAGUACCGAAAAUGAAAGAAAAUCCAAUCAAUAAUUGAUUUCAAAACUGACAACAGAUUCAAUGCAGAUGGACUGCUUUAGAACAUAGAUACAAAGAUGAUUUCUCAUAUUUGAUAUGAAUGUUCUGCUUUGUAAGAACAAUGCUGUCUUGCCAAAUAUCUAACAAAAAGCUUUCUUAUUAAUGUUUUAAUAAA